GAGGACGGUCUGACUGGCCAGUGAGUAGCAGACGUUGUCGCUUACUCGAGUUCGUGAAAAGAGGAAGAUAAAGGAAACUUGCAUUUCCAGAAACAGACGUGUAAUAUGGAGGACAUGGGCCCAGUUACCCAGGAGCCUCCUAAGAUGGCAUAUAAACGUGAAGAAGCAGACUCAGAAGAGGUGAGCAGUGAGGAGGAAGAAGAGAAGAGUCGCACACGACACACGCGCCUCCAUUUCACGAGUAACUUGGAGGAAAGACGUGUGGACAUCAAGAAAGAGGACUGUGAAUGGGAAUAUGUGCACCUUCCUCAGGACUGUGCUAGCAUUAAGGAGGAGGACGGUGAGUCCGAGGUGACAUUUGACAGCAGUGACAUGCAGGAAACUGAAAUGGUAAGCAGUGUGAAAAGAGAAGACUUCAAACUGGAGGACGUGUGUUCAGAUAUCACCGGAUUAGGCCUCAGUCUGAAGGGUCAUCACACCCUACAGCGUCACUCUGUCCCCGCGAAGUCUGAGUGUUUGGAGUCUGACGUGACCAGGAUUGAGAAAGAAUUAAGUUCAUGUCCCUCUGGAGGAGAUUUACAAGAAAGUGACACCCCCUCCCCAUCAUCAUUUCAUCUUCAUGGCAGACUACCACAAAAUCAAAAUGUGAAAAAGCCAGUGCAUAAAGGAGAGGGUUUGUUACCAGCCCAUAGCAAACAAUUCUUCACCAGUGGAGAUCUUGAAAUGCACAAAACAGUUUUUACUGAAGAGAAGCCAUAUUACUGUUCUGAUUGUGGCAAGCAAUUUUCUUACAGGAGCACUCUCAAAAACCACAUGAAAAUCCACACUGGAGAGAAGCCAUAUUGUUGUUCUGACUGUGGUAAACGAUUCUCUACAAGUAGCUAUCUUCAGAUUCACAGAAGAGUUCAUACUGGAGAGAAGCUAUACUGCUGUACUGAAUGUGGCAAACGAUUCUCUAGGAGUGGCCUUCUUCAUAUACAUAGAAGAAUUCACACUGGAGAGAAGCCAUAUUGCUGUUUUGACUGUGGCAAACGAUUCCGCACAUUUGGCCUGCUUCAGACUCACACUAGAAUUCACACGGGAGAAAAGCCAUUUGGCUGUACUGACUGUGACAAGCGAUUUUGCACCGGUGGUGAUCUUCGUAACCACAGGAGAGUUCACACUGGAGAGAAGCCAUAUUGCUGUUCUGACUGUGGUAAACAAUUUACUACAAGUAGCAAUCUUCAGACUCACAGAAGGUUUCAUACCGGAGAGAAGCCAUAUUGUUGUUCUGAUUGUGGUAAACGAUUCUCUACAAGGAGCGACCUUCAAAGUCACAAAAGAUUUCAUACUGGAGAGAAGCCAUAUUGCUGUUCUGAAUGUGGUAAAGGAUUCCGUACCAGUGGUUCUCUUCAAACCCACAGACGGAUUCACACUGGAGAGAAGCCAUAUUGCUGUUCUGACUGUGGGAAACAUUUUUCUACAAGUAGCAAUCUUAAGACUCACAGUAGAUUUCAUACUGGAGAGAAGCCUUAUUGCUGUUCUGACUGUGCAAAACCAUUUAAUAUAAUUACACACCUUCAGAGGCACGCAAGAAUCCACACUGGAGAGAAGCCAUUUUUUUGCUCAGAAUGUGGCAAACGAUUCUUUGACAGCAGUAGUCAUCAGCGACACGCAAGAAUUCACACUGGAGAGAAACCAUAUUGUUGUUCUGAUUGUGGCAAGCGAUUCUCUACAAGUAGCAGUCUUCAGAUCCACAAAAGAAUUCAUACUGGAGACAAGCCAUUUUUUUGCUCUGAAUGUACCAAAGGAUUCUCUGACAGUAGCAGUCUUCAGAGGCAUAAAAGAAUUCAUACAGGAGAGAAGCCAUAUCACUGUUCUGAUUGCGGCAAACAGUUCUCCACCAGCAGUAAUCUUCAAACCCAUAUAAGAACUCACACUGGGGAGAAGCCAUAUUGCUGUUCAGACUGUGGCAAACAAUUUUCCACCUGUAGCAGUCUUCAGAAACACUCCAGAAUUCACAGUGGAGAGAAGUCUCAUUGCUGUCCUAAAUGUGGCAAACAAUUUUUCUCCAGCAGUAGUCUUCAGACACACACCAGAAUUCACACUGGGGAGAAACCAUAUAGCUGUCCUAAAUGUAGCAAACGAUUCUCUGAGAGUAGCAAUCUUCAGAAACAUUCAAGAAUCCAUACCGGAGAGAAGCCAUAUUGCUGUUCUGAAUGUGGUAAACGAUUCUCUGAUAGUAGCAGUGUUCACAGACACAUAAGGAUUCACAAUGGAGAAAGGCCAUAUUGCUGUUUUAACUGCGGCAAACGAUUCUCCACCAGUAGCAACCUUCAGAAACACACAAAAAUUCACACUAGUGAAAACCAGAGCAAUACAGCAAAGAGUCCCAGCUCAAGAAUGAGCUUUACUCCUCUCUUGUCCACCACCUGAUCAAAGUCCUGUGCAGCCUCCUGUGAUGUUUGAAUGAAAGAGGAUACCACAACCUGCCACAAAGACCCACUGCAUUUAAUCCUCUAAGACCAAGCUUUUAAAAAUAAAGAAAGAAAGAAUGACUUAUGAAAAUGUAUGUCAAGCAGAAUGCCCAGUGGGCUGGGGUAGUGUUUGGCUUGGAACCCCUACAGAUUAUUUUUCUCUGCACACCCUGACCAACUAACCUUAUUACUGGAUCAUCAUUUAAAGACUUAAAAAAAAAACAAUUCUAUAUUUA
Messenger RNA from Polypterus senegalus (gray bichir), 2692 nucleotides. RefSeq names its product zinc finger protein 345-like. Gene Ontology annotation, biological process: negative regulation of transcription by RNA polymerase II; regulation of cytokine production; regulation of immune system process. The record is from RefSeq and is a predicted model, not a curated record. Bases 106 to 2415 code for a protein of 769 amino acids. Lineage: Eukaryota; Metazoa; Chordata; Cladistia; Polypteriformes; Polypteridae. The transcript has 5 exons.